This is a messenger RNA of Capsicum annuum, 507 nucleotides long. RefSeq lists its product as uncharacterized. The record is from RefSeq and is a predicted model, not a curated record. The annotation marks the transcript as partial. NCBI's taxonomy places the organism in Eukaryota, Viridiplantae, Streptophyta, Magnoliopsida, Solanales, Solanaceae. The transcript has 2 exons.
AUGAGAAAAUUUGCAUCUGUUCUUUCCAAUGACUUGGUGCUAGAAUGCAAGGGGGCCAUGCUGAAUAGAGAUAUGGACUUCUCCAAACUGUCAGUCAACAUUCAACAGAUAAAGGAUCAGAAGAAGAAGAAGGUGGCUGAGAUAAGGGAAAAGGAUGGGCAAGCCAAGAGGGCUAGGCUAGAGAAAUCAUCCAGGAAGAUAUCAGUUUGGCGACAUGGUAAUGUUGGGGUAGCUAAGUCACAAACUAAUUCCUCUGCUCCGCCACUGCCACCCCAGGGUGCCUCUUCAGCUACCAAAAGCUGUCGUAAUCAGUUGUAUGCUUUGAUAAACCGCCAGGAGGCAGAAGUCACAUCAAACGUGGUCACGGGUACACUACAAAUUUUCUAUUAUGAUGUGUAUGUGUUGCUUGAUCCUAGUUCUGCCCUGUCUUAUGUGACCCAAUAUAUGGCCGUCGAUUUUGGGUUUGAGCCCGAUGUAAUUACAGAAACUUUCUCUGUUUGCACUUUG